AUGGAAGAAUAAUAACAAUAAAAUUAUAGUGAUUUAGUAAAUCAAGAAAUAAAAUAAAAUAAACCUAUAAAAUGGGAAGUGGAUAAUAUGCCAUAAACAAAGGUUGGUCAAAUGAAAAAGGAAACAAUCUAUAUAUUUUGGUUUGAAUUCAUAGGAACAUUCAUGUUAACUUUCUGCAUCUAUGCCAGCAAGUAUCCAAAUUAUAUUAAAGAUAAGUAAUAAUCCAUUUGUUUUUGCUUGUGCUUAUGGAAUGUUAAUAUUAGUAGCUUAAAAUUAAAAAUGUACAUUCAAUCCUGCAAUAACAACAGUAUUAUCAGGAAAUGAUAAAGGAUUGUGGGUAUCAGUAGCUAUUGGUAGUUAAUUUGGAGGUGCAUUUUUAGCAAGUUUGUUUGGUUUUUUGUGUUUUAAGAAUUAGUAAAUUAUUUAUAGACUACAAAAAAUAGUGUGAAUGAUGUUCCAUAUAUAUCUUAAACAAAUAUUGAAGCAUACUUUGCAGUAAUAAUUGGAGAAAUUUUGGGUUCUCUUAUUCUAUGUGCAGGAUUCAUAUUUUAAUAUGAUGAAUUAAUGGAUUUUUCAUCAGACAGAUUAGAACAUAGUAUAAUAAUCAGUGCUUUAUACAGUGUAGGAAGAACACUUAGUUAUGUAGCUAAGAGCAGUCUAAAUCCAGCAAUUGCAUUUGGGUAGAUGAUAUAUAAAAUAAAUAUUUUAGUUUAGUAUUCUUUGAAUGUUGUAAAGAUGGACAUUGGGGUAGAUUUUGGAAUUUAUGGAUUUAUUCUAUUUUACCAUUCGUUGGAGCAUUCUUUUCUUUUGCAAUUAUUAAAGUGAUUUAUAGAGAUUGUUAUGAAAAAUAAAUAUAAGCAGGUUUAAGAGAAUGA
This is a messenger RNA of Paramecium pentaurelia, 875 nucleotides long. Lineage: Eukaryota; Ciliophora; Oligohymenophorea; Peniculida; Parameciidae. The record is from the annotation of a GenBank genome assembly.